This is a messenger RNA of Vicia faba (fava bean), 1059 nucleotides long. Lineage: Eukaryota; Viridiplantae; Streptophyta; Magnoliopsida; Fabales; Fabaceae. The record is from the annotation of a GenBank genome assembly.
AUGAAUUCAUUCAACCAGAAUCAUCAAAGUAGCAGCUUCAGUAGGUCAAGAAAUCACUUAGAAGAUCAACUUUUAGGGUUUGCUUUGGUACCAAUUUCACAAGUUUUUGGUAGAGGAAAAGUGACAGAAGAUUAUAGUCUUUCUUCCACUGAUCUUUUUCAUUCUCCUGCUGGAACUGUUCAAUUAACACUUUCAUUAGAUACAUCUCUUGAAAUGAAUUCCAAUUUGAGCUCAAUACCACAACCGGCUACUAAAUCUUCAUCGAUAUCUUCUGAAGUUGUUUUGCUUGAUCCAAUUGAGUAUUCUAGAAUUGAAUUUCCUGAUAUCAAUGUGAUGAAUGAGAAUCACAAAAUGGUUUGUGAGUACUUUAAUUCGGAAUCUUACGAGCCUAAUUUAGUAGGAUCAUUGCCAUUUCUUCACCUUGGUGGUUCUCCUCAAGUUGUUGAUUGUGAAAUGACAAUGAAUUCGUCAGGCGAGAAUCACGAAUCCGUUAUUUCUCCGAAUGAGAGCAAUCACAAUUCUAGGUUUCCUAGCUCUACUACUACAAGCUUAAGCGAUGAUAGAAACUCGAAUGAUUCUGUUGAGAAAAAGAGUAAUUUGAGGAACGACUCGUCGAAUUCUUUCAACGUGUUAGUCUCGGUUGAAGAUAAUCAGAACUCUGUUGCUUGUCCAGAUACUCCAACUUCCAAGAAAGAAAGUGAAGGUGGAAAUGAAAACCAGGAGCUAAAAUUCUUAAGCAAGGAAAUGGAGACUAAUAAGGGUAUCAAUCUAGAUGCUGCAAAAUUCGGUCAAGUUUAUUCUGUUCCAUCUCGAAACAUCGAUAUGGAGGCUGAACAAUCAUCUAUGCAGCAACAAAUAGUUGAUAUGUAUAUGAAAAGUAUGCAACAAUUCACCGAGUCUUUAGCGAAAAUGAAACUACCAAUGGACCUUGAUCAUAAACCUAGUAAUGAAGAUCAAGGUGAUGUGUUUCAAAAUCACAACAACAGCAAAUUAGAAGCUGCUGACAAGAAGAAAAGCGACGGGUCGCGUGUGUUUUAUGGUAGUCGAGCGUUCUUCUAG